Messenger RNA from Trichechus manatus latirostris (Florida manatee), 5535 nucleotides. RefSeq names its product integrin subunit alpha 10 (gene ITGA10). Gene Ontology annotation, biological process: cell adhesion mediated by integrin; integrin-mediated signaling pathway; cell-matrix adhesion. The record is from RefSeq and is a predicted model, not a curated record. The coding region runs from base 448 to 3951 and encodes 1167 amino acids. Gene Ontology annotation, cellular component: integrin complex; external side of plasma membrane. NCBI's taxonomy places the organism in Eukaryota, Metazoa, Chordata, Mammalia, Sirenia, Trichechidae. Gene Ontology annotation, molecular function: integrin binding. The transcript is spliced from 30 exons.
AGGAUGUGAUAUCACUGUUAUCAGCUCUUCCUUUUUCAUAUCCCAGCUUGGAAUAAAUAAGGUUAUGAAAUAAAAAGACUCUUACCUCGUACCUUCUGUUCCAAACCUGAGGAAAUCAAUACUGAACUGGGAACAACAAAGAAUUCAAAACAAAAAGUGAAGAGAAAGAAACAACAGAAGUGGUCAAGAAAUGUGUUCUCUCAGUAUUUUGAGAUGAGGCCUCCAGAGGGCAGCACCAAGGCAGAGAAAUAGACUGAAACCACUCACUCCUCCUUCCCUUGGUCUGGGGCUCCCUGUAGUUCCCCACCAUCACUCCUCCCAUUCCUUCCAACUUUAUUUUUAGCUGCCAGUAGGAGGGGGCAGGAUGGGAGGGAAAGUAAAGAAAACAGAAAAGGAGAGGGACAGAGGCACAGAAGACUUCUCAUACGGACAGAAGAACAUCCAGGCAUGGAGCUCCCCCUCAUCCCACACCUGUCCUUGCCCCUGAUGUUCCUGACCGGUCUCUGCUCCCCCUUUAACCUGGAUGUACAUCACCCACGCCUAUUUCCAGGGCCACCUGAGGCUGAAUUUGGAUACAGUGUCUUACAACAUGUUGGGGGUGGACGUCGAUGGAUGCUGGUGGGCGCCCCCUGGGAUGGGCCUUCAGGUGACCGGAGAGGGGAUGUUUACCGCUGCCCUGUAGGGGGAUCCCCCAAUGCCUCAUGUGCCAAGGGCCACUUGGGUGACUAUCCACUGGGAAAUUCAUCUCAUCCUGCUGUGAACAUGCACCUGGGGAUGUCUCUACUAGAGACCGAUGGUGAUGGGGGAUUCAUGGCCUGUGCUCCUCUUUGGUCUCGGGCUUGCGGAUCCUCAGUCUUCAGUUCUGGGAUAUGUGCCCGUGUAGAUGCUUUGUUCCGGCCCCAGGGGAGCCUGGCACCCACGGCCCAACGCUGUCCCACAUACAUGGAUGUUGUCAUCGUCUUGGAUGGCUCCAACAGCAUCUACCCUUGGUCUGAGGUUCAGACUUUCCUACAAAGACUAGUCGGGAGACUGUUUAUUGACCCGGAGCAGAUACAGGUGGGACUGGUACAGUAUGGGGAGAGCACUGUACAUGAGUGGUCCCUGGGAGAUUUCCAAACCAAGGAAGAAGUGGUGAGAGCAGCAAGGAACCUGAGUCGGAGGGAGGGCCGAGAAACAAAGACUGCCCAAGCAAUAAUGGUGGCCUGCACAGAAGGAUUCAGUCAGUCCCGUGGGGGCCGACCAGAGGCAGCCAGGCUACUGGUGGUUGUCACUGAUGGAGAAUCACAUGAUGGGGAGGAACUUCCUGUAGCUCUGAAAGCCUGUGAGGCUGGAAGGGUGACACGCUAUGGGAUUGCGGUCCUAGGUCACUACCUCCGGCGGCAUCGAGAUCCCAGCUCUUUCCUGCGGGAAAUCCGAACUAUCGCCAGUGAUCCAGUUGAGCGGUUCUUCUUCAAUGUCACGGAUGAGGCUGCAUUAACUGACAUUGUGGAUGCACUAGGAGACCGGAUUUUUGGCCUUGAGGGGUCCCAUGGAGAGAAUGAAAGUUCCUUUGGGCUGGAAAUGUCUCAGAUUGGUUUCUCCACUCAUCGGCUGAAGGAUGGGAUUCUCUUUGGGAUGGUGGGGGCCUAUGACUGGGGGGGCUCAGUGCUAUGGCUUGAAAAAGGUCACCACCUUUCCCUGCCACGAACGGCUCUGGAAGAUGAAUUCCCUCCUACAUUGCAGAACCAUGCAGCCUACCUAGGUUACUCUGUUUCCUCCAUGCUUUUGCAAGGUGGACACCGCCUAUUUAUCUCAGGGGCUCCUCGAUUUAAACAUCGAGGAAAGGUCAUCGCUUUCCAGCUUAAGAAAGAUGGGGCUGUGAAGGUCGCCCAGAGCAUCCAGGGGGAGCAGAUUGGCUCAUACUUUGGCAGUGAGCUCUGUCCAUUGGAUACAGAUGGGGAUGGAACAACUGAUGUCUUGCUUGUUGCUGCCCCCAUGUUCCUGGGACCCCUGAACAAGGAGACAGGACGUGUUUAUGUGUAUCUGGUGGGCCAGCAGCCCUUACUGAUGCUCCAGGGAAGACUUCAGCCAGAACCCCCUCAGGAUUCUCGGUUUGGCUUUGCUAUGGGUGCCCUUCCUGACCUGAACCAAGAUGGCUUUGCUGAUGUGGCUGUGGGGGCACCCCUGGAGGAUGGGCACCGGGGUGCACUGUACCUGUAUCAUGGGACCCAGAGUGGAGUCAGGUCCCAUCCUGCACAGCGGAUUGCUGCUGUCUCCAUGCCACAGGCCCUCAGCUACUUUGGCCGAAGUGUGGAUGGCCGGCUAGAUCUGGAUGGAGAUGAUUUGGUAGAUGUUGCUGUGGGUGCCCAGGGGGCAGCCAUCCUGCUCAGCUCCCAGCCUAUUGUCCACCUGGCCUCUUCACUGAAUGUGACCCCACCAGCCAUCAGCGUGGUUCAGCGAGACUGCAGGCGGCGAGGCCAGGAGGCAGCUUGCCUGACUGCAGCUCUUUGCUUCCAAGUAACCUCGCGCACUCCUGGCCGCUGGGACCACCGAUUCCAUAUGCGGUUCACAGCAUCACUGGAUGAGUGGACAGCUGGGGCACGCGCAGCAUUUGAUGGCUUUGGCCAGAGGCUGUUCCCUCGGCGGCUCCGGCUCAGUGUGGGGAAUGUCACUUGUGAGCAGCUGCACUUCCAUGUACUGGAUGCAUCAGAUUAUCUCCGACCAGUAGCCUUGACUGUGACCUUUGCCUUGGACAACACCACAAAGCCAGGGCCUGUGCUGGAUGAGGGCUCACUCACCUCCAUACGAAAGCUGGUCCCCUUCUCGAAGGAUUGUGGCCCUGACAAUGAAUGUGUCACAGACCUGGUUCUUCGAGCUAAUAUGGACGUCAGAGGCUCCAGGAAGGCACCUUUUGUGGUUCAAGGUGGCCGACAGAAAGUGAUAGUGUCAGCAACCCUGGAGAACAGGAAGGAAAAUGCCUACAACACUAGCCUGAGUCUCAGUUUCUCCAGAAACCUCCACCUGGCCAGCCUCACUCCUCAGAGGGACAGCCCAGUGAAAGUGGAAUGUGCAGCUCCUUCCUCUCAUGCCCAGCUUUGCAGUGUGGGACACCCUGUCUUCCAGAGUGGGGCCAAGGUGACCUUUCUGCUAGAGUUCGAGUUCAGCUGUUCUGCCCUCCUGAGCCAAGUCCUCGUGAGGCUGAUUGCCACCAGCAAUAGCCUGGAGACAAAUGAGACCCUUCAAGAUAAUACAGCCCAGGCCUCAGUCUACAUCCAGUAUGAGCCUCACCUCCUGUUCUCUAGUGAGUCCACCCUGCACCGCUAUGAGGUUCACCCAUACGGGGCCCUCCCAGUGGGCCCUGGCCCUGAAUUCAAAACCACUCUUAGGGUGCAGAACCUCGGCUGCUAUGUGGUCACUGGCCUCAUCAUCUCAGCCCUCCUUCCAGCUGUAGCCCAUGGGGGCAAUUACUUCCUGUCAUUGUCUCAAGUCAUCACCAACAAUGCAAGCUGCACAGUGCAGAACUUGACUGAGCCCCCAGGGGCCCCUGUGCACCCAGAGGAGCUUCAGCACACAAGCAGACUGAAUGAGAGCAAUACCCAGUGUCAGGUCGUGAGGUGUCACCUUGGACAGCUGGCAAAGGGAACCGAGGUCUCUGUUGGACUGCUGAGGCUGGUUCACAAUGAAUUUUUCCAGAGAGCCAAGUUCAAGUCUCUGACAGUGGUCAGCACCUUUGAGAUGGGAACUGAGGAGGGCAGUGUCCUACAGCUGACUGAAGCCUCCCGUUGGAGCAAGAGCCUCUUGGAGGUGAUUCAGACCCACCUUGUCUUCAUCUCCCUGUGGAUUCUCAUUGGAAGUAUCCUGGGAGGUCUGCUCCUGCUUGCUCUCCUUGUCUUCUGCCUUUGGAAGUUUGGCUUCUUUGCCCAUAAGAAAAUCCCUGAGAAAGAGAAAAGAGAAGAGAAGUUGGAGAAAUGAAUGUAGAAAAAGGCUCUAGAAAGCCCUCCCUGGUAGCUUCUCUAAAAGACUUGCGUAAGAGUGGAGGUUUGGGGGCCCACAUGGACAAGAAGGAGGCUUUGGUCCCUCUCUCCGAACCUGCAGCCUGGCCUGACUUUUCAGUCAUGGGGAUGCUGUUGGCAAGAGAUGAGACUUUACCUCAGCCAGUAAGGGCUGGCACCAAAACUAUCACACUCUCACCCUGUGCUUCCCUUCUCCUCAUGAUCCUGGGUUCUGGAGCCAACACUGAGACCUUCGUUUGGGGCCUUGUUUUCCCCCAUCCCCUGAGAAUCAAGAAGUUUUUGCCGAGGUCCCUGACUCCUUUGAGAUUCUGUGUCCUCCCUCCCAAUUUAGAAAGGAUGAGGGUUAUCCUCCUCUAGUCCCCGCCCUCUCACCUUCCUGCCUGCCCUCACUCCACAGGAGGGAGCUGAUGUUGGCUUGAAGGACGUAAAGUCAACAUCUGCUGCUUUCCUGUGGAGUUUGGUGAUUCAGAGAACCAGAUGGGGAGAGUCAACAGGAAAAAAGGAGGGAGGCAGAAAAGCCACAAGAGACAUUCUGUACAAUUUUAAGGAACAGAGAAGCGUUUAGACAGGCAACUGGCAUCCCCCUGAAACCUGAGACUUCGUGCACUUGCCCGCCCUCAGGUGCUGGUGAAACAGAGCUGCCCCCAGGCUUGCUGGGCUUCCCAACCAGCAGCCUUGCCUGGGAGAAAAGCCAGGGCCUGGUGACUGAUUUGCUGGAGCCAGGGGCCGCCAGGUGGCUAGAGCUGAAAUAGCAGAGAAGACUCGCUACCCCCGGCAAUGUUUUCUGCACCUUUCACAGACCUUUCCCACCCGUAAGCCUACCUUGAGGGCCUCCUUAAAGAAACCAGAGAUAGUGUAGAGGAUUGUUGAUUGAUAGUGGGAAAUCCUAUAGCCUUACCAGCUUUGGAGAGCAGCAGCCCUGUGCAAUCUGAACAAGUGGGGUUAGCAUUAAGAAGAAGCUAAAGUGAGCAGUGUGAGGUCUGUGGGGAACAAGCCCUUACUUGCUCAGCACUGGUUGUGUAGCACAAAUAGCUCGUUGCAAAAUAUUUCAGAGGCAGCCACAGUUACACCACACCUUGUAGUGCUUCUCUGGUAGAAUCUGUUUGCCAGCCCUUGCCUGAUGUUUACUGGAAAAUCUCGAGUUAAUUUUUGUCUCUGGAUUCCCCCCAUCUCUCACUCCCAUUGUUUGGUCAUGGCCAGUAAAGGGAACUAGAUUCUCAUCAACAACUGAGUAACUUAUAUUUCUUUUGAAAUCAAGACUUUGGAUACAAAGUCAUUUAUUAGUCUCCAGAGUGCAGCUCUGGCAGUCAUUUGAAGAAUCAGCACCCAUUUAGAGAUGAGAAGAGAGGAGACCUGACUGGACAGUUGACUAGCAGCUACAGAACCUGUCUUCAGCGGCUGUUCCUGAGGCCUGGCCACAAUGUUUUUUUUUUGGCUUGUCCCUGGCCUUCUGCAGAGAGCCACCCUCAUGGGCAUUGUCUCUGUUUCCCAGUAAGGCGACAGUAUCAGAUGGUCAAAACAAAUAAAGUUCAGUGUCAGAUGA